Lonchura striata (white-rumped munia) is the source of this 3133-nucleotide messenger RNA. Lineage: Eukaryota; Metazoa; Chordata; Aves; Passeriformes; Estrildidae. The record is from RefSeq and is a predicted model, not a curated record.
AUGGCCAUAACCUUUCUGACCUCCGCGGCACCACCGCCGCUUCGUCCCCGUCCCUGCCUGCGCGCUGCAGCCGCCCUCCGCCGGCGCUGCGCCGCGGAGAGCCCGGCAGAGGAGCGGAGUAGCUCGCCUCUACGCCGGCAGGUCCCGGCGGCCGCUCGGGGCCGGCCCCGCACUCCGCGCCCGCGCCGAGUUUCUCCGGUGGCUCAGCCUCGCCCUAAAGCCCCCGCGCUCCCCGUCGCUCGCACCCGGGCCCCGCCGCCACGGAGCUCGCCCUCCUCCUUCCGCGCUCCUCCGCGCCCCUCCCGGGCCGCGGCGGCGCGGGUCGGUACCUGCUCCCGCGGGCCUCGCCGGAGCCGUCGCACCGGUGGCGGUGGCGUGUGUGGCCCGGCGGCCGCGGGCGGCGGGAGCGCGGAGCGGGGUGGCGGAAGGGGAGCGCAGUUUCACGCUGCGGGGCAGAAGGCCGUGGCCGAACGAAAUGCGCCGCCGUCCUCUCUCCCCGGACGGGAUGCCGCCCGCCUCGGUCCGGGCACGGCGCGGCGAUGGGGGCAGCCUGUCCCUGGCAGCCCGGCCGUGCUGCCGCGGUCGGGUUGCCUCCUCCCCGGAGCCAAGGCUGCGGGCCGGGCCGGGGCAGGCCGUCUCUGCCGCCGGGCUGGCUGGUCGGCCGGGGCUGAGGGAGCCCUCGAUGGCGAAGUCCGCGCUGGCCCGGCCGCUAGCGCUCGCUCCGCUCUCUCCGCAGGCGGCUGCGAGGAGGGCUUCCUGGCGGGCUCCCCGCCCGCUUCCCCUGGCGGCUCCCCCAAGGGCUCGCGGCCCGGCUCGCCGCUGCCCACGCCGCAGGCGCCGCGGGUGGACCUGCAGGGCGCCGAGCUCUGGAAGCGCUUCCACGAGAUCGGCACGGAGAUGAUCAUCACCAAGGCGGGAAGGCGGAUGUUUCCUGCAAUGAGAGUGAAGAUCUCAGGUUUAGACCCACAUCAGCAGUAUUACAUUGCUAUGGAUAUUGUGCCAGUGGAUAACAAAAGAUACAGGUACGUUUAUCAUAGUUCCAAGUGGAUGGUGGCUGGUAAUGCUGACUCCCCGGUGCCGCCUCGUGUUUAUAUUCAUCCUGAUUCACCUGCCUCGGGGGAGACAUGGAUGAGACAAGUGAUCAGCUUUGACAAACUGAAGCUUACCAAUAACGAGCUGGAUGAUCAAGGGCAUAUUAUCCUUCACUCUAUGCACAAAUAUCAGCCUCGUGUCCACGUCAUCCGAAAAGACUGCGGAGAUGAUCUGUCCCCUGUCAAGCCCAUCCCUUCGGGAGAAGGGGUGAAAGCCUUCUCCUUCCCUGAGACAGUCUUCACUACUGUCACAGCAUACCAAAAUCAACAGAUAACUCGUCUGAAGAUUGAUAGGAAUCCAUUCGCCAAAGGCUUUAGAGAUUCGGGCCGUAACAGAAUGGGACUGGAAGCUCUGGUAGAGUCUUACGCCUUCUGGAGACCUUCACUGAGGACACUUACAUUUGAGGACAUACCUGGGAUACCCAAACAAGGAAAUGCAGGUUCCUCUACUUUACUCCAGGGAACUGGCAGUGGAGUGCCAUCUACCCACCCCCACCUUUUACCAGGCUCCCCUUGCUCAUCUCCCGCCUUCCACCUCAGCCCCAACACCAGCCAGCUCUGCACCCUUGCUCCAGCUGACUACACAGCCUGUGCCCGCUCGGGCCUGACCCUGAACAGAUACAGCACCUCCCUGGCCGAAACCUACAACCGGCUCACCAACCAGACCAGUGAGACCUUCGCCCCCCCAAGGACUCCCUCCUACGUCGGCGUGUCGAGCAGCACGACUGUGAAUAUGUCCAUGAGCGGCAAUGAUGGGGAUGCAUUCAGCUGCCCACAGACUGGCUUAUCCAUGCAGAUUUCAGGGAUGUCUCCACAGCUCCAGUACAUCAUGCCUUCCCCAUCCAGCAAUGCCUUUACCACUAAUCAAACCCACCAAGGCUCCUACAACACAUUUAGACUGCACAGUCCCUGUGCACUCUAUGGAUAUAACUUUUCCACAUCCCCUAAACUGGCUGCCAGUCCUGAGAAAAUAGUUUCUUCCCAAGGAAGUUUCUUGGGGUCUUCACCAAGUGGAACCAUGACGGAUCGGCAGAUGUUGCCCCCUGUGGAAGGAGUGCACUUACUUAGCAGUGGGGGGCAGCAGAAUUUCUUUGACUCUAGGACCCUAGGAAGCUUGACACUCUCAUCUUCUCAAGUGUCUGCACAUAUGGUUUGAUGAAGCCUUUAAGUAAAAGUACAGUAUGUUUGGUGUCUACAAUGUAUUUCUUUCGGAAUAUGAAAGGACACUCGAUGUAGCUUGUAAAGUGUGUGUAUAUAUAAUAUGAGAGGAAGUUUCACUGAAAUUUUGCCUUGCUUGUGGCCAGAUUAUUCUCCUAUUUUGAGUUACACAGAGUUUGCUGCGGUGCAGACUGCUUUAGUUUUCUGGUAUAAUACACUUAGUUGUAUAACACGUUGGGACAUAUGCAACAAAUUAAGUAAGACUUCCUCCCCUUUCCCCCUCCUCUGUUCUAACCCCUUUAAAGAAUGAAGUGACACUUGGAGUAUUAAACAACACAAAAAAGCCCACUUAUAUUUCCUAUAGUACUCUAUAGUGAGUUUCUUUAAAGCAUUCAUACAAUAAGCUGAUGCACCAAAGGCAUUUUACAACUUUCUUCUGUUAUAAGGGAUACAAAGGAUAUUUGGACUUCUUAGUGUUAAGCAUCAAGCAUCCAGCCUAAAAUAGAAGUUUAGCUAAUGGAUUAUUUACAAAGUAAACAGAAAGAUUAGUUUGCCUUCGCAUGAUAUGCUGUUUUUAGCUUAUCAACGGCACAGCAUUCUCACUGAAGAUUUGGUUUUAUUCAGCAUUAGUCUAGAUUUAUGAUUAUAUAUUUGAAGACAAAUAAUGCAUAUUCAAAUUGCGGUGAUAGGAAUAAUUCAGACAAACAGCACUAGAAGCAGCAUUCCUUUGUAUGAAAUGAACAUUGGGGUGCUUAAUUUUUGUCAGAGGUAGGGUUUGAUGCAUUUUUCCUCCACAAAUAUUGCCUAUAAGACAUUUACUCGACAGUAAGAUAUUCUAAUGUAUCUUUGUUUUUGUAUUCUUACUUUUUUAAAGAACAAUUCAG